This is a messenger RNA of Humulus lupulus (European hop), 2488 nucleotides long. Its product is annotated as protein KAKU4. The transcript has 16 exons. Lineage: Eukaryota; Viridiplantae; Streptophyta; Magnoliopsida; Rosales; Cannabaceae. Gene Ontology annotation, biological process: nuclear membrane organization. Gene Ontology annotation, cellular component: nuclear envelope. Bases 508 to 2238 code for a protein of 576 amino acids. The record is from RefSeq and is a predicted model, not a curated record.
AGAGAGAUUGGUCACCGCUUCGGUGAAAAACAGAUCUGAAAGAAAGGCAAAGCCAUCAGCGCGAUUAUAGUGGUCCUCUUCAUCUUCCUCCCUUGGAUUGCCAUGCCCUAAACCGCUCCUCCGGCCAGGAGUGCAGACAGACAUGGCGCCUAUUAUUGACUAUUCCAUUAUAUUGCAGAAUUUUACUGUAAAGAUUCAGAAAGAGAACUGAAAAAGAGCAAAAGGAACGUGAAAUAAUCUUACUUUGUGUGGAGUCGAAUCAAGAGACGGCAAUGGGGCAACUCUCUACAGUGCCGUGAAUGAAACGUGAAACUCACGCGCCACCACAUAGCAGUUAGCAGAAAAACUGGGCCAAGGUCCGACCCCCUCUUCCUCUCAGAUUUUGUCUCCUUGCUCGUCAACUCUGACCACUUACUCUCUCCCUCACGCACGGGCAGGACAAGUGGGUACCGUCGACCACCUUCGUCAAACCCACCAUUCUCACAGGUUAAUUAUCUUCAAGUAACCAUGGUGACCAAUUCCAGAUCCCAGCAAAACCUCGAAGCUAGGUCUGGUGGGAAGAUUGUUCGAACUAGGCGAAUUGCUGGUGCAAGGGCUACACCGUAUGAGCGGCCGAGGGUGACAAAUCCAGAACCCAAAAACCCUAAUUGGCUUUCCAAGAUUAUUUUUUCUCCAACUCGUAUGAUUGCUAGUGGUGCUGGAAAGCUGAUUUCGUCCGUCUUUUAUCUGGAUGAUUCUUCUACUUCCUCUUCUUCAUCUUCGUCUUCUUCUUCCUUGGGCUCUGACUCCAAUUCAGAGGGGAAUUGUGACAAUAAUUACGUUGAUGAUAUCUCAUCUCAAGGAACCGACAUAUUAAAUGAGAGGAAGGGAACAUCAGAAGUAAUCAAUUACUUUAGGAAGGAUCCUGAACCAACAUUAAGAAAAAGAGACACCAAGCAUGCAAUUGAGGAGCUACUUAUGCAGGAGACUUUCACGAGGGAAGAGUGCAAUAAAUUAAUAAAGAUUAUUAAGUCGAGAGUUGUAGAUGGUUUCAACACUAAAGAUGCAGAAAAGGGGAGUCUGACUUUGAUGCCAAAUGAAGCAUCUGGAGAAACAGACAUGCAUGAUCUUCGCUGUAGAGCUGUUAUGGAAGCGAGAAAGUGGACGUCAGCAAAGAAAUUGAAAUCAGCUUCUAAAUCAGAUUUGCAUAAUGCUAUUGAAGCCGAAGUGGGUUCUCCAGUUGAUAUGGCCAAAGUGUAUAUGCGUACACGUCCCCAAUGGUCAUCUCCUACCUUCAGCCAUGGAGAGAUCAAAUCUUCAUCACCAAUAAGUGCACAUCUUUUUAAUGCGGAAACACCUUAUUCAAUCGGUGGUAAUUCUUUGUCCUCAUCCAAGCCUAAAUGGGAUACCCCUAACACAGGGUCUUGGAACAUCCAAGAGGAAAUACAGAAAGUGCGUGCUAAAGCAACUGAAGAGAUGCUAAGAAAUUCACCAUCUGAAAAAAUUGAUUGGUCUGCCUCCGGUUUUGAAAAUAGAGCUAUUCCAAGCUCUCAGGGUUUGGACAUGAUACUAGAUGGGUCACAAAAUGAAGCUUCAUCGCUAAAUCAAGUUAAUAUCAUUGCUGAACAAAAUCAGGAUUUGGAAAUGACUCAUGCUCUUGAUGGAGAAGGUCCAAAGGAUGGGUUAGCAGACAUGGCAUGCAAAGAACAUAAACUUCACUCUUCAAAAGAUAUUAAGAACGCAUCCCCCAGCAAUGCUGGCAUUGGUGAUGUUCCUAACUACAAUGACACAAACACUAGUACAACUCUCAAGCAGCUAAGCGCUAUUGAAGCAGGAAGCCUGCGGGUUACAGAUCCAAGAUUUCUCGAGAACAACUGCACAAUAUCUGAACGGGUGUCUGAAAAUGAAAAUGGCUUGCCUGGUUUGUCUACAGGGGCAGGUUCUGAUCAUGAUCAUCACGAGGGAGUGCCAGAUGGUGAGGAACACAAUACAGCUACAGGCAAGCUUGAUGGCGAGACCUGUGAGCUUUUGAGUGAAACUUACAUUGAGAUCCCAAAUGUGAGCGAUUCAAUGAACGAGAAUGACAAAAUUACAAACGGCUCUCCAAAUGGUCCAAGCAUGAACAAUGUGUCGCCUCGGGUCACGACUCGGCAAAACUUGAAACGUGGACCAGCGGCAGCAGCCAAUGUGAAUGCCACUGUCGAUGCUGAAAAGCGACAAGGAAAGAGACUGAGCAGAUACAGUAAAAGAAAGUUGUAAUUUAUUAGUUUAGCUUAGUGUCUAUCACGUAGGUUUUAUUGUUAGGUAGUUUUCGUGUACGAGAUAUUUAAGCUUAGUAUUAGUAGUUGGCAGUUUGGAAAGACCUACAGUCACGGUAAAGGUUGAUUAAGAACGGUAAUUUGCAAGUUUAAAACUGUUUGUUCGAUUAUGCUCUGGCAUAAAAAUUGUUAUGUAAAAUAAACUUAUUUUAAAUUGGGUAGUGGCACCCCAUGAAGAUUAUUAUUUUUAA